Molecule: messenger RNA, 399 nt
Organism: Aegilops tauschii subsp. strangulata
Lineage: Eukaryota; Viridiplantae; Streptophyta; Magnoliopsida; Poales; Poaceae
Source: RefSeq, a predicted model, not a curated record
AUGGCGUCCCACUUCCCCUCGCUCGCCGGCCUCCUCGCCCCACGCCCGCUGCUCCUCUACGCGGCCACGUGGUCCGCCGUCGCCGCCAUGUCCGUGGCCGUGGCGGCUCUCGCGCCCGAGCUCGCCUACGUCUGGGGCGUCGCGCCGGGAGCGCCGCUCACCAGGGCAUGCCCCGAUGGCAACUUCGCUGGCGGCAGCAUCGGGCUGCCGCUCGACGGUCCGCCGUGGGACGCCGUCUGCGUGCCCGCUGGCCUCUUCGGCCGGACCGUGCCGGACGUGGUCGUCCCGCUUGUUUUCGCCGUCGUGGUCGUCGCCGGCGCCACCGCCUUCACCGCCGCCGUCGGCGUGUGGGAGGACGAUGAAGACGACAUCGAGAUCACCGAGGUAGGACAGGUGUAG